Molecule: messenger RNA, 576 nt
Organism: Rhagoletis zephyria (snowberry fruit fly)
Lineage: Eukaryota; Metazoa; Arthropoda; Insecta; Diptera; Tephritidae
Product: probable phospholipid hydroperoxide glutathione peroxidase
Biological process (GO): response to oxidative stress
Molecular function (GO): peroxidase activity
Source: RefSeq, a predicted model, not a curated record
GACGCCAAAGCCAAUAUUGGUGAUGUAUUCCAAAAGGUUGACGUAAACGGUCCUACCGCCGCUCCACUUUAUCAAUAUUUGAAGCACAAGCAAUCGGGCACUUUGGGCAGUGCCAUCAAAUGGAAUUUUACCAAAUUUCUUGUGAACAAAGAAGGCAUACCUGUUGACCGUUAUGCUCCCACAACUGAUCCCAUGGACAUUGCGAAAGAUAUUGAAAAGUUGCUUUAAGCUAUUCACUAGCGUAUCGAAGUUACGAUAAUGAUUAAAAAUCAUAUAAAUUUAUAUGUCUAAUUACAUAUAUUUGAAUACAUCAUAAUAAUGAUACAUCUACAUACAUAUAUUCAUAUACUCCUAUAAUGCAUAUUUACUAUUGGCUACGGACUCUUUGGAUACAGUUUUUCAUAAUGACUAUGCGGAUGGAAAUGGUCUUAAUCAUGCACAGCGUCAUUUGAUAUUGAUUGUUAUUUCUAUUCUACGAUUAUUGUCUUUAUACAUAUUUAUGUAUGUAUGUACAUACAUAUGCAAUUCCAAAAAGUUUGUAAUUCACUUUUGUUUUCGUUAAGCUUUAAAUACAAA